AAUGAAACCAUAUAAAGUCACUGAUUAACCUUACUGUUUUUAGAAUUGCAUUGGAUUUGAGACUUAUGCUAAGGAGUGCCAAAAAUUAAAAGGAACAGAUAACAAAGAUGAUUUAAAUACUUCCUCAAACUAUAUUGCAAUUAAUGGACCAUGUAAAAAAUCCGCUUGGGCUAACCAAUGUGAACCUAAAAAGAAUUCAUGUUCUGCAUAGAGUGGAACAAGUCUAUCUAAUUGUGUUAAUACAUUCAUAACAUACGAAAUGGAUAAGGUUUCAUUUAAAAAGCAUCGUACUUGGUAAUGUAUGGGGAUUAAAAAUGUGAAGAUCUAUCUGUAAUUAUCAACACUCAUAAAUAAUGCAAUGAUUUUGAUAAAGGGUGUACUACCACAGUAUUAGAAUGACAGUUUUUUCUGGAUAUAGGACUGAAUCAACUUGUAAGAAUGCCUCAUAUGUCAGGGAUACUAAGACUUAAGAAUUGGGAAGGUGUGGAUGGGAAAAUAAUAAAUUUAGAGAAUUAAUUUAACAAGAUUUGAGUGGAAAGACUGAUGCUGAAUGUGAUGCACAUUUGAGUGGCUGUAAAGCAAAUGGAACAGAAUGUGUUUAAGCAAUAUCUCAAAAGUUGUAAAAAAGUUUUAAAUGCAUCACUUUUUAAAGGUAAAUAGUGUUUAUGGAUGCUUACCAACUGAUAAAUGCUAAUUAUUCUAUAAAUGUUCAGAUGCAGUCUUAAAUGAUUAAAAUGCAUGCUUAGCACAUGAUGGUCGUAUUACUGAUGGAAAAGUAUGUAUAGCUAAGGGUAAAUGUGGUGACAACAAAAUAGAAAUUUGAUUCAAAAAUAAUCUUGGAAGAGAUGGAACUUUUUAGGAAUGGUUCAUCAUGCAAAUUGAAGGUAUGUUCAGAUCUUGUAGGAACUACACAUGAAGGUUGUAAAAUCUCAAGUUACCAGCUCUUGUACUUGCACAACUAAUAUAUUUAAAUGUCCCUCUAGAACUUUACUCAAGUUAUACAGAAGCUGGAUACUACUUAAGAAUAUGAUUUAUUUAUAUUCAGAAUAUAAUAAUUUAAAUAAAUCAUCAUUUAGAAAAAUCUAUAUUGA
This is a messenger RNA of Paramecium pentaurelia, 1091 nucleotides long. The record is from the annotation of a GenBank genome assembly. Lineage: Eukaryota; Ciliophora; Oligohymenophorea; Peniculida; Parameciidae.